Messenger RNA from Rana temporaria (common frog), 1007 nucleotides. RefSeq names its product transmembrane 4 L6 family member 4-like. The transcript has 5 exons. Gene Ontology annotation, cellular component: membrane. The record is from RefSeq and is a predicted model, not a curated record. NCBI's taxonomy places the organism in Eukaryota, Metazoa, Chordata, Amphibia, Anura, Ranidae. The coding region runs from base 73 to 690 and encodes 205 amino acids.
CAAUAUAUUCUUCACAGUCUCGUCUCCUUCCACCUUUUCCGAUCUCUACGCUUGGAUCGCCCACUGCUCGCCAUGUGUACGGGAAAAUGCUCCAAGUUUAUUGGGAUCUCCCUCUACCCUAUGGCUGCCAUUGCCGUAGUCUGCAACAUAAUCCUGUUUUUCCCGGGAUGGAAGACUGAACCCAUACAAAACCCAGGCGAUCAGAUGACUCCGGAAGUUCUGUACCUGGGGGGAGUCAUCGGAGGCGGAUUACUGGUCCUGAUUCCAGCCAUUCACAUCCAAGCGACAGGACGGCAGGGAUGCUGCAACAACCGCUGUGGGAUGUUCCUGUCAAUCAUCUUUGCAGCUAUUGGCGUGGCUGGAUCGCUGUACGGUUUUGUCGUAUCCAUUGUGGGCAUGGUGAAAGGACCAGUAUGUCAGUACAAGCCUUUACUAAACCUUACGCAGCUCAAAUGGGGCCGACCCUUUGACUCUGAGCUAGAAGAUUUCAGCAAUGACAAUUACCUGUUCAACACAAACCUCUGGAGCAUCUGCGUCUACCCUGAAGGAGUGGUGUCUUUCAAUGUCGCCCUGUUCUCCCUGGUGCUGUUUGCCUCUGGCAUCUCCCUCAUCCUCUGUACCAUCCAGGUGUUGAAUGGGCUCUUUGGCUGCCUCUGCGGUACCUGCCGGGAUAAAAAUGACUUGGUCUAACUGCUAGCACAGAAGCUCCUCCUUCCAUCUUUCAACACUCCGCCCCCAACACAAAGGCUGGCUUCUUUGGACCUGGUCACCUGAUGUCAUUCUUACGGAGCACCUGUUAAUCUUUUGUGUGCGAUGAUGAGGGAAUGAGAAGGUGAUCUAUACACCAUGAGACACAAUGAAGGGACACUGUCCACUGGACCGGCUUCUCUCGCACAGAGGAUUCUGGGAAAUUUUCCAGAUGUGUAUAUAGAUUUUCUAUUCCUGUUUUUUAUAAUUUAUAUUGAUGUUAUGUUGUGAAUAAACUGAGAUGUAGAAAUGUAUGAAAA